AUACCAACGGAGUGGAGUGAGAAAUUGGGGGGAAAAGUGAGAGGAGGAGCAGUGAGAGAAAUUGUAGAUGAGAAAAGAAAACUGAAAGAGGGAGUUUAAGUAAGAGGGCAUACUUCUCCCAGUUUUCUGAAUUUGCUGCCUUAUAUGGUCAAACUGUGGACAGGGAUUUGGUAGAGAAAUGCAGCUCAGGCAGUACACAGCUUCAGUCAGCCUCAUGCACUAAGAGAGCAGAGGACUUUGGAGCAGGGUGUAUGUGUGUGAGAGAGACAGACUGGACACACACAGCAAGACAGUGAGGACAGCUGGCAGUGUGUGAGAUGUGUUAUGGCGUCACAGGGCUCAUGGCAGGGAUAAGCAGGGGAGCUUAACACAGCCAGGAACGAAAGAGCUGCAGAUGAGGAACGAUGACGGAGCGCUAUGACUGUCACUACUGUAAGGAGUCCCUGUUUGGGAAAAAGUAUGUCCUGCGGGAGGAGAACCCUUACUGUGUAAAGUGCUAUGAGAGCCUGUACUCCAACACCUGCGAGGAAUGCAAGAAGCCUAUUGGUUGCAACAGCAGGGACCUGUCAUACAAGGACCGCCACUGGCAUGAGGACUGUUUCCACUGCUUCCAAUGCAAGCGCUCACUGGUGGACAAACCAUUCUCCACCAAGGAUGAGCAGUUGCUGUGUACUGAGUGCUACUCCAACGAGUACUCCUCCAAGUGCCAUGACUGCAAAAAGACCAUCAUGCCUGGCUCCAGGAAGAUGGAGCAUAAAGGAAACAGUUGGCAUGAGACCUGCUUCACCUGUAAGCGCUGCCAACAGCCCAUUGGUACCAAGAGCUUCAUCCCCAAGGACAACAACAACUAUUGCGUGCCCUGCUAUGAGAAGCAGUUUGCUAUGCAGUGUGUGCACUGCAAGAAGCCCAUCACCACUGGAGGUGUGACCUACCACGACCAGCCGUGGCACAAGGACUGCUUCCUGUGCACCGGCUGUAAGCAGCAGCUCUCUGGCCAGCGCUUCACUUCUCGUGAUGACUUUGCCUACUGCCUCAACUGCUUCUGUAAUCUAUAUGCCAAGAAGUGCGCCUCCUGCACUUCUCCAAUCAGUGGGCUUGGAGGGAGCAAGUAUAUCUCUUUUGAGGAGCGCCAGUGGCACAACGACUGUUUCAACUGCAAGAAGUGCUCUGUCUCUCUUGUGGGCCGAGGCUUCCUGACUGAGCGAGAUGACAUCCUGUGCCCCGAGUGUGGCAAAGACAUCUAAGAAUUCACAUAAAGUAGAGAGAAAAAAAACCUAAAGCAUAGUAGCAUGGGUAAACCCUGAUAAACUUAUAUAAAUCCUAGUCAUAGCCAUGAAUUUUAGCAACACUGAUUAUAAAGGUGUACUUUUUAGGAACAGGGGAAUUAACUUCAUUCUCAAUAAGAGCUUCAGCAUUCAAGUUGAGAAUACAAUAAAUGUCACCAGGUAUAUUUUGCCUAGCUGUUUAUUUCUUUUUGGCAUGAGCAAUAAAGAGUUACAAAAUGAGAAAAUCUACUCUCUCUCAUAUAUGUGCAUGCUUCAGAACUUUGAUUAUGUUGAAUAUUAAUGCACUAACCAAAUUAAAAUGAACUCUGCUAGUGAGCCUUUAUGAAUUCAGCACUUGGUUCCUAUUUUUCACAAUCAUCAAUAAAUAAAAUGAGUAGUAAGAUUGUGCCUGGAAUUAUAUUUGUUAAGAUUUCUCAAUAAUGCUUGUAUGCACUCAACAAUGUAUAUAACAAAAUCUAAAACUAAUUAAAACCUUUACAUUUGAAAGA
Messenger RNA from Neoarius graeffei (lesser salmon catfish), 1774 nucleotides. RefSeq names its product four and a half LIM domains 2a (gene fhl2a). The record is from RefSeq and is a predicted model, not a curated record. The coding region runs from base 405 to 1244 and encodes 279 amino acids. Gene Ontology annotation, molecular function: transcription coregulator activity. Gene Ontology annotation, cellular component: Z disc; nucleus. The transcript is spliced from 6 exons. Lineage: Eukaryota; Metazoa; Chordata; Actinopteri; Siluriformes; Ariidae.